GCUUCCGCCUUCCAGAGUGGAAGUUUCCGCCUCCGUGUGCGGCUUACGGACUCAGCUCCUGUAGGCGCAGGCGCGGCGCAUUGCUUCCGUUGCUCGCGGUCGCAGCAGAUCUCUCAUCGAUUUCCGUGCGCGGCGGAGGGGAGAGAUGGCGGAGAGGAAGCGGGUGCUCGUGACGGGGUGCUCCGGCUACCUGGGACAGCACCUCCUCGCCGCGCUGGCCUGCCGCCGACCACUCCUCGACGCGCUCCCCUCCCUCCGCGCCUUCCGCGCCGAUCUCCGCUCCGGCGACGGACUCAAUUCCAUCUCCACGUCAUUCGGUCAGCCACACGAAAUUGUGAACUGCGCCGCGAUCUCAGUUCCUCGGGCCUGCGAAAUGGAUCCAGCUGCUGCUAUGGCCACCAAUGUGCCUUCUUCACUUGUCAAUUGGUUGCUGAGCUUUGGGAAUGGCAACUCUCUUUUGAUUCAUCUCUCAACAGAUCAAGUUUAUGAGGGGGUGAAAUCCUUCUACAAAGAGGAGGAUGAUACAUUGCCAAUUAACAUGUACGUAAAAUCUAAAGUUGCUGCAGAUAAGUUCAUUGUUGAAAAAUGCUCAAACUAUGCAAUCUUGAGAAGCAGCAUUAUUUAUGGGCCACAAACAAUAUCUCCUGUGACAAAAUCUCUUCCCAUUCAGGUUAACCGGGGGGUAGCUUCUCCAUCAGAUAUAUCCAUGGAUAUCACAAAGCUAACUCAGAUGCUUGGUAUCAAGCCAAUCUCAUUUCAAGAUGGAGUCAGAGCUACACUUGAUGCAGAAUCCAGUACAUGAUACUUCCUUAACGGUCUGUUCGAGUUCCUAAGAGAGCUGUUUGAAUCGAGAUUCGGAAGUGUGAUUAGAACCAUAUUUUGUUUGCAAAAUUGCAGCAAUGGUCAAUUCUGUUGAUUCUAUGUGAAAGAUGUCAUUUUGUACUCAUCAAACACCAAUGUCAUCGGUAUUACUGCUUGGUUGUACCAUUCUGAGUGAAAAAAAAUGGCAUUUAUUUUAUAUUUAUUUUUCAGAAGUUUGUAACUGCAUUGUACUAUGUAUACUGUUAUGAGUUGCCAACUACCAUUAAUGAAGAAUCUUUAACCUUA
Molecule: messenger RNA, 1107 nt
Organism: Phragmites australis (common reed)
Lineage: Eukaryota; Viridiplantae; Streptophyta; Magnoliopsida; Poales; Poaceae
Source: RefSeq, a predicted model, not a curated record